Molecule: messenger RNA, 1998 nt
Organism: Telopea speciosissima
Lineage: Eukaryota; Viridiplantae; Streptophyta; Magnoliopsida; Proteales; Proteaceae
Product: receptor homology region, transmembrane domain- and RING domain-containing protein 2-like
Exons: 5
Coding region: 327-1697 (456 amino acids)
Source: RefSeq, a predicted model, not a curated record
AAAGAGAAUUCUAAUCCGAAUAGAAUGACCUGAACAAGGAAGGAGAAGGAGAAGCAUGGAAGCUGAUGUUUCGAUCCAUACAACAAUACUUGUAAACCAUAUACCGUCGGAGCAGUUCUAUCUGCCAUGAGCCACUGCUCCCCUCCACCCCAUCAAUCCAACUAGUGGGUUUAAUCAGUGAUGAUAGGUAGAAGAAAUCAAGAAGCAACCCGAGAUGGAUAACUGAGGAUUUGGAGGGUUUGGUUUGACUUUUGACAGGUCCAAUUUUUUCGUGCUUUUUCGAUUGUGUGCGAUUUUUUAUAUUUACUUUCUCUUCGCAACCGAUAAUGACCUGCAUGGCUAUGGGAAGUAUCAGAACGGGUCAAUAUGUAGGGAGAUUGGUAUGUUAUCUCCCUCUAUUGUAUGUUAUUUUGUGUCUAAUGGUUCCAACGGUGACUGCGAAUGUGGUGUUGAUUGGGGACAAUAUAAUUCGGUCGUUUGAUGACAUCGAAGCGAACUUUGCUCCUACCGUCAAAGGAUCAGGAGAGAGUGGGACCUUAUAUAUGGCUGAACCCCUUGAUGCUUGCUCACCAUUGACUAAUAAGAUUGACACAGGCCGAGGUGCAAAUGCUUCAUUCGCAUUGAUUAUUAGAAGUGGAUGUACCUUCGAGGAUAAAGUUAGAUUUGCACAAGCUGCAGGGUUCAAAGCAGCGAUUAUUUACGACAAUGAUAAUGGUGCUUUGGUUGCAAUGGCAGGGAGUUCUGCAGGUAUCAAAAUACAUGCUGUGUUUAUCUCCAAAGCCUCAGGUGAAGCACUUAAAAUGUAUGCUGGCCUUCCCAACAUGGAGCUGUGGAUUAUCCCUACCUUCGAAAACUCAGCAUGGUCAAUCAUGGUCAUUUCUUUUGUCUCUCUUCUAGCUAUGUCCAUUGUGCUGGCUACCUGUUUCUUCGUUCGCAGACGCCGUGUGAGACGAAAUCAGUCUCAAGCUCCACGUCUUCGGGAGUUCCACGGCAUGAGCAGCCGUUUAGUGAAAGCCAUGCCUAGCCUAAUAUUCACGUCCGUUUUAGAAGAUAACUGUACUUCAAUGACGUGUGCCAUAUGCCUUGAGGAUUAUAGUGUUGGAGACAAGCUCAGAGUACUACCAUGCCGUCACAAGUUCCAUGCUGCGUGCGUAGAUUCUUGGCUUACUACAUGGCGGACAUUUUGCCCUGUCUGCAAGCGUGAUGCUAGGACAAGCACAGGUCAGUUUCCAGCAUCAGAGCGCACCCCAUUGCUUUCACCGGCAGCCUCCUCUUUGGGAUUGUCAUCUGCUGGAUCAUCAUUUGCAUCAUCAUCUUCAGCCAUACAAAUAGACCCAGCAUUGUCGAGGUCCUCCUCUAUAUCUCGUGUUCGCUCCCUUGCUGGUACUCCCUUGCCUCAGUCUCUUAGGUCCUAUGGCAACUCACCUGCCCUCUGCCCAAGCAGAAGCUCAGUAGAUCUUAGGAAUGCAUCUUCCCAAAGAUCUCGUGCUUCCCACCUAGCCUCACCCCACUCCAUGGGCUACCCUUCAUUUUCACCACUGAGCUCAAGAUAUAUGUCAACUUAUGUUCCAAGUCCGACCAAUGCCUCGCCAAGUUAUCUUGGGUCAUCCAGUCGGCAGCCUAAUAUGCUGCAUUGUAGUGAAUCAGCAGCAAGUUUUUCUCCAUUUGCCUCUGCUCAGUCUCUUCCAGGUUGUUGAUAUGAAGCACCAAUACUAAAUGGAGAAUUUGAUUUGUUAUGAAGACUAAUGAACUGAUCGUGCUGACUUGUAAUGAAGAUUCAUGUGCAGUUGAUGUUGCCCCAAUCAUGCCAACCUCUGAAGCAACAGUCAAUGCAUGUAUAUUUCCUUGGGUUGUGAUAGGUUAAUGGCCUAUGGUGGCUUUUCGUGCUCAAGUGAUGAUUGGUGCCCUUCCGACACAAAGGAACAGGUGUAAAUUGUAACAUAAGAUUGCAUAAUUUUUCUGGAAUUUGUGCAAGUUUUCUUGCCCUGAGUGAUUCUU